GCGAUACUUCAGGAGAAAUGAAGUUCUACUUUUGGCAUUCUGCAUUUCUUAGAUGGUUGUUGGUAAGUGUUCUUCCAAUCACUAUCUUGCAACGUAAAAGCAACCAAUAAUAAUGCUGCCUGUCGCGCUGAGUUACUUCAGCAUUUUGUGUCUAUAAUCAGAAAGAUAGGUUUGGUGUCAACAUGCUUGGUGUAAAUCAAAGAUAAAUGGUCUGUCUUACAGUUCUUGUCUUCAGUGGGCAAUGUUUAUCUCAGCAUAUUAAACCCAUUCAGUUGUAAUUUUGCUUCCCCGUGUAUAUUAUAUAUUGAAUUCUCACCGUUUUACCGACUUGGUGUUUUUCUCUGCAAUUCAAAUGUGAUGCAUUCGCUUGCCGAUGAAAUCAAGGCUUUUUCAAAGACGUCGCUGAGGAAACAGAGCACAAGAGUAACCACUAUAACUGGAAGAAGACUCAUCGAAACACUGAGAGACGCUCGAGUCCAGAUCGUAGAAGAUGCACAACAAACGGAUGGAGCCUGCGGGUAUGUCCAGGACACCAGUCUUGAUCUGCAAGUCGGUGUUAUUGAACCUUGGGUUUUGUUGGCUUCACAAGAUGUGGCCCAUGAUUAUGAGAAAUUAAAAGAUCAUAAGAUUUCUCACAUCCUGAAUGUUGGCUAUGGAAUAGAAAAUAUCUUUCCCCGUGAGUUUGAUUAUAAAAACAUUAAUAUAUUGGACCUCCCUAACACUGCCAUCACCUCGUACUUUCAAGAAUGUUUUGACUUUAUUGACCAAGCAAGAACGCAGAAUGGAGUGGUGUUGGUUCACUGCAAUGCUGGAGUGUCACGCUCAGCAUCCAUAGUGAUAGGCUAUCUCAUGCAGCUACACGGACUCGACUUCAAAGAUGCUUUCUCAGUCGUGAAGAAUGCAAGGCAAGUUAUCAGUCCCAACCCUGGAUUUGUGGAGCAAUUAAAGAAUUACCAGCCAAAGAAAUGAAUAAUGGCUCUGAAUAACAAGGAUUGAAUUUCGUGAGUGCUAUGCCGUUAAUGUGAUUACACAUUUUAAAUCCGAUAAUGUCGUUUUUAUUGUGAAUGUUUCCAAUAUUAAUAUUGUGUAAAUAUUUAAAAGAAAAUAAUUGUAAUUGUGGUUUGUACGUUGAUAAUUUGCAAAUUACAAAAAACUAAAUGUGUGUAUUGUGCUCAGUUAAAGGAAGCUGCAUUGUUUUAUAAAAUGAGCAAGACUGUAUAUUCAGUUUAUUGAUAUAAAUCAAAAUACUAUGUAGAAAUCUAUUUGCGUCAUUUUGGAUCAAUAAAUCAAACUAUUUGUAUUUGUAAAACCAUGUUUACUUGAUGUGCAAUGGUUAAUAUUUAUGAUAACAGAUAUUCUACAGGUGAAACGCAUAAAAAAAAGAAUAUUUUGUUGGUGCUAAGAAAUUGUAUACAAUUAGUUUUAAAGUAGAAAUGGUUAAAGAAGGAAUUUUUGUUCCAAUCUAUUUACCUGCCAUUAUAAAUCACUAAUGAUAAAAUAUUUGAUUUUAAAGGCAGGUUCCACCUAGUAUUUCAGCAUAUUUGUUUGCCAUUGUUUCCCUAAUGGAUUCAAAAUCCUCAUAUACCAGGAAAAUUUAAACUUUGCAAAAAAAAAACCAUUCAAAUUUAAUUCUCUUUAAUGAAUAUACCCUGGAGCAUUUUGAUUAAAAUGUACAAAAAUGCAAUUAAAUUAUCAUUGUGUAAGCAAUAAAAUAUCGGGUUAUUAAAUUUAGUUUAAGGUGUCCUUUUCGGUUGUUAGAACCUCCCUACUAGGGAUAUAUUUUUCUUCAAAAGCAGUUCUUUGGUGCGGCAAAUAUCGCAAGUGUAAAUAAUCUCGACGAUCAAGUAAUCAAAUCUACAGCUCUUUCUAAUUUUCACCAGAUUCAUAACAAAAGUACCUUCCUAACAAUAACAUCCCAACUCAGUCCACACAAUACAUUAUAACUGCUGUAGAUGUCGGUUCCGAGGAGUGGGAAAUGCAAAAGGUUGGUUGCAGGAGGCACUCCCGGGACUCGAGGAUGUCCGGGCAAGGAGUGGGGCGUCGGUCCGUGUGCUGAUCCGAUCAAAGAAGGAGGAAACCCUGCAGGAGCCUGGGGCUUACCUGGAUUGUGAAUUAUUUCAGUAGACCGAGUGUGAAGGUGGACCAGACUACAGAAAUGGUGCAAAAACAUGGCGACACGUGCAUGUGUAAAUAUGCUAAAAAAAAAUCACUGCGCUGUUGCAUAUAUGGCAUACAAAGCACCAUUCAAGAUCUGUUAACAGUAAUCACUAACAGACUAUAGAUAUUUUAUAUCUCCUAGAGCACGGAGUUCUGGAAGUAGCGAGCAUAGGGUUUAAAGUGAGAGAGGAGAAAUUUGAAGGAGACCCGAGGCAUCGGUUUUUCACACAGGGAGUGGUGGUGAGCUGCUAGAGGAAGUGGCGGAGGCAGGUAUGAUACUAUGUUUAAAGGCAUUUGGACAUGUACUUAGACAGGAAAGGAGAGAGGGAUCCUGGCCUAAUGCAGUCAAAUGGAAUUAGUGUAGAUACGCAUCAUGGUAGGCAUGGGUAAGAAACAUAGAAAAUAGGUGCAGGAGUAGGCCAUUCGGCCCUUCGA
This is a messenger RNA of Leucoraja erinaceus (little skate), 2592 nucleotides long. RefSeq names its product dual specificity phosphatase 19a (gene dusp19a). Gene Ontology annotation, biological process: protein dephosphorylation; regulation of MAP kinase activity. Bases 358 to 969 code for a protein of 203 amino acids. NCBI's taxonomy places the organism in Eukaryota, Metazoa, Chordata, Chondrichthyes, Rajiformes, Rajidae. The record is from RefSeq and is a predicted model, not a curated record. Gene Ontology annotation, molecular function: JUN kinase phosphatase activity. Gene Ontology annotation, cellular component: cytoplasm. The transcript is spliced from 4 exons.